Molecule: messenger RNA, 14990 nt
Organism: Scleropages formosus (Asian bonytongue)
Lineage: Eukaryota; Metazoa; Chordata; Actinopteri; Osteoglossiformes; Osteoglossidae
Gene: herc2
Product: HECT and RLD domain containing E3 ubiquitin protein ligase 2
Exons: 94
Coding region: 114-14642 (4842 amino acids)
Biological process (GO): protein ubiquitination
Molecular function (GO): ubiquitin-protein transferase activity; zinc ion binding
Source: RefSeq, a predicted model, not a curated record
AUGGAUGGUAUUAGAGUGCUGCAGAGCUGGUAACUGCCCUGGAGAGACAGAAAUAGAAUAAGCCUAAGCAAACAGGUCGGGCUGCUGCCGCUGCAGCCAGGCAAGAGGGAGCCAUGCCUUCUCCAUCCUUCUCCCUGGACGCCCAGCUGAGGUUUCACAACAAAUGGCUGAAGAUAGACCUGCAGCGUGCAUUCUCCCCAGAGGGCCUAAGUGAGAUGUGGAACGAGAUGGUAAAAGAUGAGGAGAUCACGUGUAAUGGGGAAGAAUCAGUACAUCCAGAAGACUGUGCAGAUUGCUUUGGUGGUCAGAAGAAGGAUGACUCUAAUGACAAGGAGGAAGAGGAGGUGUCAAAGUCAGUUCAUCACUCUAUCAUCGAGACGUGGGAUUGGGGGAGACAACCAGAUGAGUGUGAGCUGCGGGACUGCCUGCGGGUGCUAGUGGAGGACCAGCAGAAACUGGCUGCACACAUGGCCAAGAGUGCACUUUCAGCCCAGCGCCUACGUCAACGGCUCGUCAUCCUGGAGCGCUACCUCAUAUCCCUGAGCCACAGCAUGAUGGAAGAGAGGUAUAAGGUCCGCUGGAAGAGCCCUCCUAGCCCCCCGCAACCUGCUACUGAUAACAAGAGCCCUCGUCCAGCUGGAAAGGGUGUGGAGGGCCUUGCAAGGGUGGGCUCUAGGGCCGCACUUUCCUUUGCCUUUGCCUUUCUGCGCAGAGCCUGGCGAUCAGGCGAAGAUGCAGACCUGUGCAGCGAGCUUCUUCAGGAGUCCCUGGAUGCCUUGCGAGCUCUCCCAGAAGCCUCUUUGUUUGAUGAGGGCACUGUGUCACCUGUGUGGCUGGAGGUGGUUGAGCGGGCAACAAAGUUUCUCAGUGAUGUCCAUGGGAGCACCAGUGCUAAAGGCCCAGGCACCAUCCCGUUGCAGGACCAGCAUCUGGCCCUGGCCAUCCUCCUGGAGCUGGCUGUACAGCGGGGGACCCUCAGCCAGCUUCUGUCUGCUGUCCUGCUGCUCCUCCGUCUGUGGGACAGCGGCACGCAGGAGACUGACAACGAACGCUCCGCCCAGGGCACCUGUGCCCCACUGCUUCCCCUGCUGCACCGCUUCCAGAACAUUCACUGCAGUAAAGACCUGCCAGGUGCAGAGGAAGAGGAGAUGGAGAUCCUAGCAGCCCCACUGAGCCCAAAUGAAAGCUUUCUGCGCUACCUGACAUUGCCCCAGGACAACAAUCUGGCCAUCGACCUGCGGCAAACUGCAGUGGUCAUUAUGGCACACCUGGAUCGGCUGGCGGCUCCCUUCAGCCCCCCACAGUGCAGCUCUCCCACCUCACACAAGGAGGAGCAUGGCAACCUGCAGGGCACCCUUCAAGAGGUGAUUGGGUGGGGACUUUUGGGUUGGAAGCCCCACGCCAAUGUGAAUGGGCCUGUCCAGUGCAAGGCGCUUGCCAACCUGGGGGUCAUGCAGAUCGUGUGCUCUGAGAAGGGCUUCCUCAUUCUGUCUCGCAGUGGAGCUGUCUACACUCAGAGCUAUAAGAGUACCGCAUUGGCUCCGGCACUAGUUCAGGCCCUGAGCUCCAGGAAGAUUGUGAAGGUUGCAGCCCAUCCAGACGGGCAGCACUAUCUGGCUCUGUCAGCCAACGGGGAGGUCUUCUCCUGGGGCUGCGGGGAUGGUGGGCGGCUUGGCCACGGAGACACCACGUACCUGGAAGAGCCAGCUUUGAUUACAGCGUUCACUGGAAAACAAACAGGAAAGCAUGUGGUACACAUCGCCUGUGGGAGCACCUACAGUGCAGCCAUCACUGCCGAUGGGGAGCUCUACACCUGGGGCAGGGGCAAUUAUGGCAGACUGGGGCAUGGCUCUAGCGAAGAUCAGACAACACCAAUGCUGGUGACGGGACUGAAAGGACUGAAGGUCAUUGACGUGGCUUGUGGCAGUGGUGAUGCACAGACCCUGGCUGUCACAGAGAAUGGUCAAGUGUGGUCCUGGGGAGAUGGUGACUAUGGAAAGCUGGGCCGUGGGGGCAGCGAUGGCUGCAAGACACCAAAGCUAGUGGAGAAGCUACAGGACCUGGACAUCAUGAAGGUGUGCUGUGGAAGCCAAUUCUCAGUGGCCUUGACCAAAGAGGGCCAGGUGUACACCUGGGGCAAGGGUGACAACCAGCGGCUGGGACAUGGCACAGAUGAACACGUUCGCUACCCCAAGCUGCUGGACAGUUUGCAGGGAAAGAAGGUGGUUGACAUUGCAGUAGGCUCUACACACUGCCUGGCUCUCACAGAUGAGGGAGAGGUGCACAGCUGGGGCAGCAAUGACAAGCUCCAACACUUUGACACUCUCUUCUCCAAUAAGAAGCAGCCCAAGGCACUGCCAGGCCUCAACUCCAAGCACAUUGUGGGCAUUGCCUGUGGUCCUGGUCAGAACUUUGCCUGGUCCUCCUGCUCAGAGUGGUCAGUGGGACUGCGCGUACCCUUUGUGGUCGACGUCUGCCCUAUGACCUUCGAGCAACUCGACUUGCUGCUGCGACAGGUCAGCGAGGGCAUGGACGGCAGCUCAGAUUGGCCACCCCCACAGGAGAAGGAGUGCAUGGUUGUGGCCACACUAAGCCUACUGCGGCUUCAGCUGCACUCUGCCAUCAGCAACCAAGUAGACCCGGAGGAGCUGGGGCUGGGCCCGGGCAGUAUGCUGCUGGGCAGCCUGAAGCAGGCUGUGGUGACGCUGGCCAGCAACGCAGGUGUGCUGGGCACCGUGCAGGCCGCUGCUCAGGCUGUCUUGCAGAGCGGCUGGUCCGUGCUGCUGCCCACCGCUGAAGAGAGGGCCCGUGCACUAUCCUCGCUGCUUCCCAGUGCAGUGUCUGGCAAUGAGAUGGGUGUUGGUCCUGGCCGGCGCUUCAUGAUCGAUCUCCUGGUGAGCAGCCUGAUGGCUGAUGGGGGUUUGGAGUCUGCGCUCAAUGCUGCCAUCACUGCGGAGAUACAGGACAUUGAGGCCAAAAAAGAGGCUCAGAAGGAGAAGGAGAUUGACGAACAGGAGGCAAAUGCAUCCACGCUGAAUCGGAGCAGGACACCCCUGGACAAAGACCUCAUUAACACUGGGAUCUACGAGUCCACAGGGAAACAGAUCCUGCCUCUCGUACAGCUGGUCCAACAACUACUAAGGAACAUUGCUUCUCAGACCAUUGCACGGCUAAAGGAUGUAGCCCGUCGCAUCUCCAGCUGCUUGGACUCGGAGCACGUUACCAGAGAGCGUUCGGCUUCGCUUGAUCUGCUGCUCCGCUUCCAGAGGCUGCUGGUCAGCAAACUCUACAUGGGUGUCAACAGGACUGAGGUUGUCAGCAGCUACAACCCAGAGCUGCUAGGUGUGGGGUCCCUGUUGAAGAAAUAUAUUGCAUUGCUCUGCACUCACAUUGGGGAUAUCCUCCCUGUGGCCACCAGCAUUGCUUGCACUGGCCACCGCCAUUUUGCUGAGGUGUCCCGUGUCAUUGAAGGCGAUCUCACAGGCAUCCUCCUUCCCGAACUGGUUGUCUCCAUCGUGUUGCUGCUCACCAUUGAUGCCGGCCUCAUGCAGGAGACGGGCUCCAUCCCCCUCCUAGCUAGCCUACUUGAGCACCUAGACCGCUUCAAUCAUCUGGCACCUGGCCACGAAAGGGACGACAACGAGGAUAUGGCUUGGCCUGGCAUCAUGGGAUCAUUUUUCACAAUUCAGAGCUCCAGGAGCAAUGAAGAGGUUUCCCUCAUCCGCAAGGCUGACCUGGAGAAUCACAACAAGGAUGGUGGAUUCUGGACAGUUAUCGAUGGGAAGGUCUAUGACAUCAAGGACUUCCAGGCGCAAUCCCUUACUGGAAACAGCAUCCUUGCCCAGUUUGCUGGAGAAGAUCCAGUCAUUGCACUAGAAGCUGCACUGCAGUUUGAGGACACCAGGGAGUCCAUGCAGGCCUUUUGUGUUGGCCAGUACAUGGAGCCGAACCAGGAGACUGUGACCACACCAGACCUGAGCAGUCUGUCUUCACCCCUUAUUGACACAGAGAGAAAUCUGGGCCUCCUUCUGGGCCUCCAUGCUUCCUACCUGGCCAUGAGCACACCACUGUCACCCAUGGAGAUAGAGUGUGGCAAGUGGCUCCAGUCGUCUAUUUUUUCUGGGGGCCUGCAGACCAGCCAAAUUCAUUACAACUACAAUGAGGAGAAGGAUGAGGACCACUGCAGCUCUCCAGGGACCACAGCACCUGACAAGUCCCGCCUUUAUUCCCGCCGGAUGACACUUAGUGACCACUCUCAGCCCUUCCUGCAGGCAAUUGCUGACAACAACAUCCAAGAUCACACUGUGAAGGACUUCCUGUGCCAAAUUGAGCGCUGCUGCAAGCAGUACCAUCUCAUCACACCCAUCAUUUUCCCUCCAGAGCACCCAGUGGAAGAAGUGGGGCGGCUGUUGCUCUGUUGCCUGCUCAAACACCAGGAUCUGGGUCACGUGGCCCUGUCACUCGUCAAUCAGUGUGCCUUGGGUGUGGACCAGGGCAAGCAGAGGUCCCUCCCAAAAUCUGUGAUUGAUGUGUGUCGCAUGGUGUACCAGGCAAAGUGCUCUUUAAUUAAGACACACCAAGAACAGGGCCGCUCCUACAAAGAGGUUUGUGCGCCAGUGGUGGAGCGCUUGCGCUUCCUGUUUAAUGAGUUGCGGCCAGCGGCUAGCAGUGAUCUGUCCACCGUGUCCAAACUGAAGCUGCUGAGCUCACAGCCCCGCUGGAAGAUGAUCACGCAGAAGCUGAUUCGUGACCGCCGGAGAAAGAGAGUUCCCAAGAAGUCUGACUCAGCUGAUGUGGAGGAGGUCAAGCUCGAGAACGAUGAGGCAGGUGCAGAGGAACCCUCAGGAAUCCCCAGCAGCCCCUCGCUUUCAGACAAAAAGCCACUGCCUAUGAAACCCCCUAAGCAGGACAAGUGGCAGCCUCUGCUGAGCACAGUGACCAAUGUGCACAAGUACAGGUGGCUGAAACACAGUGUACAAGGCCCUUCCCCACAGCCCAGCCUCAUGGCCACCAUCGUGGAGUUUGCGCUCAAGGAGGAGCCGCUGGACGUGGAGAAGAUGAGGAAGUGCCUCCUGAAGCAGCUGGAGCGAGCAGAGGUGAGACUCGAAGGCAUCGAUACCAUGCUGAAACUGGCAUCUAAGAGCUUUCUGCUGCCAUCAGUGCAGUAUGCCAUGCUGUGUGGUUGGCAGAGACUCAUUCCAGAAGGGACCAAUAUUGGGGAACCACUGACUGACUGCCUUAAGUAUGUGGAUCUCAUUCCUCCCUUCAACCGCAUGCUGCUGGAGGUUACCUUCGGCAAGCUGUACGCCUGGGCCAUUCAGAAUGUGCGCAGUAUCCUGCUGGAUGCCACUGUCAGGUUUAAAGAGCUUGGUGUACAGCCGGUGCCUCUGCAGACCAUUACAAAUGAGAAUCCAGCAGGACCAAGUCUCGGAACCAUUCCACAAGCGCGCUUCUUGCUGGUCAUGCUUAACAUGCUGUCCCUCAAGCAUAGUGCCAACAGCCUCAGCCUGCUGCUUAACUCGGGGAUGCUGGCGCUCACUCAGAGCAUCCUCAGACUCAUUGGUCCAAGCACAGACAGCACUGAAGAGGACCCUGGUUUGGCUUCUCAUGGGGGCUCAGCCACUGUGCUGGAGGAGUCGCGGAAGGAGGCAGCACCCACCCCUCUUCCAGCCACAGGUCCAGAACUAGCGGCCAUGAUGAAGAUUGGUACCCGGGUGAUGAGGGGCCCGGACUGGAAGUGGGGCGAUCAGGAUGGCCCACCACCAGGCCUGGGGCGUGUGAUUGGAGAGCUGGGUGAGGAUGGCUGGAUCCGGGUGCAGUGGGACACUAGCAGUACCAACUCGUAUAGAAUGGGCAAGGAGGGGAAGUAUGACCUCAAACUAGCAGAACCUCCACCAGCCAUCCAGACGGCCACAGAGGACUCUGACACAGAAGAUGAUGCUGAAGGAGAGCCAGUGGAAAAGAGCUCACACCCCACUGCCCUAAUGCUGACCUCUACGGUAAACUUGCUAAAAACAUUGGCAUUGUCUGCUGGAAUCCAUGCGGAGGUGAUGCAGAUGGAGGCAAUGCGCACACUCUGUGGCUUGCUCAGAAUGGUGGUAGACAGUGGGACCAGUGACAAGACAGGCUGUUCUGCCCAUCGUCAGGUGUUGCUGGAACAGCAUCGCAGCUGGUGUACACUGGGCUUCAUACGCAGUAUUGCCCUCAUGCCCCAGAUGUGCAGCACAUUGAGCACCUCACCCUGGAUUGCCCUCCUCAUCCGUAUCGUGGAGGGCCAUCAGUCCUUCACUGCCAUCACUCUGCAGAGGCAGAUCCUGGCACUGCGCCUGCUGCAGGCGGUACUCCCAUCCUGGGACAGGACAGAGCGCUCUCAGGACAUGAAGUUCUUGGUUGAGAAGCUGUUUGGGUUCCUGGGUAGCCUACUGAGCACCUGCUCCUCUGACCUGCCUCUUCUGAGAGAAGGCUCCCUGCGACGCAGGAAGUCUCGACCCCAGGCCUCCCUGACGGCCACUCACAGCAGCACGCUGGCGGAGGAGAUAGUUGCUGUGCUGCGUACCCUGCACUCUCUGAGCCAGUGGAACGGCCUCAUCAACGAGUACAUCAACUCGCAGCUAGGCUGCAUCGGCAACAUCAUGGCAGGCCGACACUCCGAGGCGACCCUGCUGGAGGAAUACUUCCCUGACACCGAUGGACCAAUGGCCGGGAGCUUGAUGGCAGUGCUCGCCGUGAUUGGGGGCAUCGAUGGGCGCCUGCGGCUAGGCGGCCAGGUUGUGCACGAGGAAUAUGGCGAAGGCACAGUGACACGGAUCACGCCAAAGGGUCGCAUCACUGUGCAGUUCCACGAGAUGAGGACCUCCCGGGUGUGCCUUCUCAGCCAGCUUAAGCCGUUACCAGUGGUGUCCUUCAGUGUGAAUAACCUCCCCUUCACAGAGCCCAUGCUGGGUGUGUGGGCUCAGCUGGUCCACCUGGCAGGCAGUAAACAGGAGAAGCAGCGUCUGAAAAAGCCACUGAACCACGGACUCGCUGACCAGGUUGACCUGCACUUGCUGCGCUGCCAGCAGCUACGGCUCUACAUCCUGAAGGCAGCACGAGCCCUGCUUUCACACCAGGACAAGUUGCGACAGAUUCUUUCCCAGCCUGCAAUCCUGGAAGCUGGACCCAGCCCAGGGGAUGAUAGUGUCAUAUCAUCGCUGGAUGUGGGGGAUCUGUCCCCAGAAGGUCCCCUGCCUCCCCUCAUCCUGCUGCAGCAGCUGCUCUCAGCUGCCACACAGCCCUCCCCAAUCAAGGCCAUCUUUGACAAGCAGGAACUGGAGGCUGCUGCCUUGGCGGUGUGCCAGUACCUGGCGGUGGAGUCCACCCACCCUUCGUCCCCUUUGUUUGAGGACAGCAGCUCCAGUGAGGCGACCACCCCCAUUGCUGUGCAGCACAUGCGGCCUCCAAGGCAGAAGAAGCGCAAGGCCUCGCCCAUUCCACCACUGCCCAUUGUGGUGCAGCUGAUGGAGAUGGGUUUUCAGAGGAAGAACAUUGAGUUUGCACUCAAAUCACUGUCAGGGACCACCGGUAGUGCCUCUGGGGUACCAGGAGUGGAGGCGCUGGUGGGCUGGCUCCUGGACCACCCUGAUGUUCAUAUCACGGAGCUCUCCGAUGCUGACACUGUGUCUGAUGAAUAUUCUGAUGAAGAUGUGGUGGAGGAGCUGGAGGAGCCUGAGGCAGCCUUCCCUGUGCCUCCUGGUGCAGUGGUUACAGAAAGUCAGACAUUCAAGAAGAGAUCUGAUUUCCAGAGCAAUGAUGAUUAUGCUGUUUAUGUUCGGGAAAACAUUCAGGUGGGAAUGAUGGUAAGGUGCUGUAGAACGUAUGAGGAAGUGUACGAGGGUGAUGUUGGCAAAGUGAUUAAGCUGGACCGGGAUGGACUCCACGAUCUGAACGUGCAGUGUGAUUGGCAGCAGAAAGGCGGGACGUACUGGGUGCGCUACAUCCACACAGAGCUCCUUGGAUUCCCACCGCAAAGCUCUCCUUCGCACAUCAAGAUUGGAGACAAGGUUCGAGUGAAACUUUCUGUAACGACGCCAAAGUACAAGUGGGGCUCGGUCACGCACAGGAGUGUCGGUGUUGUAAAAGCUUUCAGUGCCAAUGGAAAGGAUGUGAUCGUUGACUUCCCUCAGCAGUCCCACUGGACGGGCCUGCUGUCUGAGAUGGAGCUUGUGCCCAGUAUCCAUCCUGGAGUCAGAUGCGAUGGCUGCCAGAUGUUUCCAAUCAAUGGCCCCAGAUUCAAGUGCAGGAACUGUGAUGACUUUGACUUCUGUGAGAGCUGCUUCAAAACUCGCAAGCACAGUGCUAGGCACUCCUUCGGCAGGAUCAACGAGCCAGGCCAACCCCCAACGUUCUGCGGACGUUCCGGGAAACAGUUGAAGAGACGCCACAGCAGCCAGCGCGGUGUGCUCAUUGACGAGUGGUCACGUGUCAUUAAGAGCCUCAAUGUGUCGUCAUCCGUCAACCAGGCAUCACGACUUAUUGACUGCAGUGAGCAGUGCUGGCAGUCCUCAGGGUCGCAGGGCAAGCACUGGAUACGAUUGGAACUUUUUCCAGACGUUCUGGUCCACAGAUUGAAGAUGAUUGUGGAUCCUGCAGACAGCAGCUACAUGCCUUCCCUUGUAGUGGUGUCAGGCGGCAAUUCUCUCAACAACCUUAUAGAGCUGAAGACAAUCAACAUUAACCCCACUGACACUACAGUUGCCCUGCUAAAUGAUUGUACUGAGUAUCACAGGUACAUUGAGAUAGCCAUAAAGCAGUGCCGCAGUUCAGGCAUUGAUUGCAAGAUUCAUGGGCUCAGCAUCGUGGGCCGAAUCCGGGCCGACGAUGAAGACCUGGCCACUGUCCCCUUCCUGGCUUCCGACAAUGAGGAGGAUGAUGAUGAUAAAGCCAGCACUGGAAGUCUGGUCCGGAAGAAAUCCGCUGGUCUUGAGUCAGCUGCAGCCAUCAGGACUAAAGUAUUUGUGUGGGGUCUGAAUGACAAAGACCAGCUGGGGGGACUGAAGGGUUCGAAGAUCAAGGUGCCUUCGUUUUCUGAGACCCUUUCUGCCCUCAACGUAGUACAGGUAGCAGGUGGUUCUAAGAGCCUGUUUGCAGUGACAGCAGAGGGGAAAGUGUAUGCUUGCGGAGAAGCCACAAACGGGCGACUUGGCCUAGGCCUCUCAAGCGGUACCAUCCCCAUCCCGAGGCAGAUCACAGCCCUUGGCAACUAUGUGGUGAAGAAGGUAGCAGUGCACUCAGGUGGACGCCAUGCUAUGGCCCUGACCGUGGAUGGGAAGGUCUUCUCCUGGGGCGAGGGUGAUGACGGCAAACUCGGCCAUUUCAGCAGAAUGAACUGCGACAAGCCACGACUCAUUGAGGCCCUGAAGACUAAGCGGAUCCGGGACAUAGCCUGCGGGAGCUCCCACAGUGCAGCCAUAACCUCCAGUGGGGAGCUCUACAGUUGGGGCCUGGGAGAGUAUGGGAGGCUGGGCCAUGGGGACAACACUACACAGCUCCGACCAAAACUGGUGAAGGUGCUUCUCGGCCAUCGUGUUGUGCAGGUAGCCUGUGGGAGUCGGGAUGCGCAGACUCUGGCCCUGACCGAUGAAGGCCUUGUAUUCUCCUGGGGGGAUGGGGACUUUGGCAAACUAGGGCGCGGAGGCAGCGAGGGCUGCAACAUCCCCCAAAAUAUCGAGAGACUCAAUGGGCAGGGCGUGUGUCAGAUUGAGUGUGGGGCCCAAUUCUCCCUGGCUCUCACAAAGUCUGGUGUUGUCUGGACCUGGGGAAAGGGGGACUACUUCCGGCUUGGCCACGGCACUGACGUCCAUGUGCGCAAACCCCAGAUGGUGGAGGGUCUAAGGGGGAAGAAGAUUGUCCAUGUGGCCGUUGGGGCACUGCACUGCCUGGCCGUCACUGACACUGGACAAGUGUAUGCAUGGGGUGACAACGACCAUGGACAGCAGGGAAACGGCACUACCACGGUGAAUCGAAAGCCCACUCUGGUGCAGGGCUUGGAGGGCCAGAAGAUCACCCGUGUGGCCUGUGGCUCUUCACACAGUGUGGCCUGGACCACUGUGGAUGUGACCACACCCUCAGUGCAUGAGCCAGUGCUGUUUCAGACGGCAAGGGACUCCCUGGGUGCAUCUUACUUGGGAGUCCAGUCAGACAGUGACUCAUCCAGUACCAGUAACAAGAUGAGUGGCCAGAGCAGCGUGAAACCCAAUCGACCAUCCCUGGCCAAGAUCCUGCUUUCACUGGAUGGUAACCUGGCCAAACAGCAGGCCUUGUCCCACGUUCUCUCUGCCCUGCAGAUCAUGUACGCAAGGGAUGCAGUGGUAGGGGCUCUCAUGCCUGCCUCCAUGAUUCUGCCAGUGGAGUGUCCCUCCAGCUCACCCAUCCCACCUUCUGACUCAUCUACGGCCUCCAGCCCCUAUGAGGUAGACCGCCCCCCAGUGACUGCAGAGGCAGAGGAGUGCCAAAGCCCUAACCCCUGGCAGGACAAGAGGGGGGAGGUGACCUCUUCAGAGGAUGCCAUGACUCCGACAUCUGCGGUAACCCCCUCCGCAGCAGCAGCCUCCUCUCGCCCCUUCAUUCCAGUGACCGAUGACCCUGGUGCUGCCAGCAUCAUUGCAGAGACAAUGACCAAAACCAAAGAGGACUCAGAGAGCCAGAGCAAGGCCACCGGGCCUGAACCCCAGUACCUGGAUGAGUUCACCAGCCUGUUGGUGCCAGAUGAUACGCGUGUCUUGGUGGACUUGCUCAAGCUGGCCGUGUCUAUGCGUGCGGGGGAGAAGGGUCGGGAGGUGCUGUCUGCAGUUCUGUCUGGCAUGGGCACAGCCUACCCACAGCAGGUAGCUGACGUGCUCUUGGAGUUAUGUGUGACGGAACUGGAAGAUGUUGCCACGGACUCACAGAGCGGGCGUCUGUCAUCCCAGCCUGUGGUUGUGGAGAGUAGCCACCCCUAUACGGACGACACAUCCACCAGUGGCACGGUCAAGAUCCCAGGUGCUGAAGGACUGAGGGUGGAAUUUGACCGACAGUGCUCCACUGAGAGACGGCACGACCCGCUCACAAUCAUGGAUGGGGCCAAUAGGAUUGUAUCUGUCCGAUCAGGUCGGGAGUGGUCUGACUGGUCCAGUGAACUCCGAAUCCCGGGUGAUGAACUCAAGUGGAAGUUCACCAGCGAUGGCUCUGUCAAUGGCUGGGGUUGGCGGUUCACGGUGUAUCCCAUCAUGCCUGCAGCUGGUACAUCCCAUAAGCCAUUCUGUCCCAAAGACCUGCUGUCAGACCGUUGCAUCCUCUCUUGCCCAUCAAUGGACCUGGUAACCUGCCUGCUGGACUUCCGGCUCAACCUGGCCUCCAACAGGAGUAUUGUGCCACGGCUGGCUGCUUCACUAGCAGCCUGCGCUCAGCUGAGUGCCUUGGCGGCCGGCCACCGCAUGUGGGCUCUGCAGAGGUUACGUAAACUGCUCACCACAGAGUUUGGCCAGUCCAUCAACAUCAACAGGCUGCUUGGAGACGGUGAUGGCGAGGCACGCUCUAUGAGUUUCACCGGCAGCGCACUGGCAGCACUGGUGAAGGGGCUUCCUGAGGCCCUCCAGAGGCAAUACGAAUAUGAGGAUCCCAUUGUGAGAGGGGGCAAGCAGCUGCUCCAUAGCCCUUUUUUCAAGGUUCUUGUUGCAUUGGCCUGUGACCUGGAACUAGACACACUACCUUGCUGUGCAGAAACCCACAAAUGGGCCUGGUUCCGCAGAUACUGCACUGCCUCUAGGGUAGCCGUGGCUUUGGACAAGAGGACCCCCCUUCCACGCCCGUUUCUCGACGAGGUGGCCAAGAAAAUCCGUGAGCUUAUGGCGGACCAUGAGAACAUGAACACUCUUCACGAGUGCCACGAUCUGUUCAAGAGGGAGCAGGAUGAGCAUCUUGUCCAGUGGAUGAAUAGGCGACCUGACGACUGGACGCUCUCUGCUGGCGGAAGCGGUACCAUCUAUGGCUGGGGACAUAAUCACCGAGGCCAACUGGGAGGCAUUGAGGGGGCCAAAGUGAAGGUGCCUACCCCGACUGAAGCGCUUGCCAUGCUCCGCCCUGUGCAGCUUAUUGGUGGGGAGCAAACUCUGUUUGCCGUGACAGCCGACGGCAAGCUAUACGCUACGGGCUAUGGAGCUGGGGGCCGCCUCGGCAUUGGGGGCACAGAAUCUGUGUCCACACCCACACUGCUGGAGUCCAUCCAGCAUGUUUUCAUUCGCAAGGUGGCAGUGAACUCUGGUGGCAAGCACUGCCUUGCGCUGUCCUCAGAGGGAGAAGUCUACUCCUGGGGGGAGGCUGAAGAUGGAAAACUUGGCCAUGGCAAUAGGAGUCCAUGCGAUCGACCACGAGUGAUUGAAUCCCUGCGUGGUGUGGAGGUGGUGGACAUUGCAGCCGGUGGUGCACACAGUGCCUGCAUCACUGCCAGUGGCGAGCUCUACACUUGGGGCAAGGGUCGCUACGGCCGCCUGGGCCAUGGGGACAGUGAAGAUCAGCUCAAGCCCAAACUGGUGGAUGCGCUGCAGGGUCACCGCGUUAUCGACGUGGCCUGUGGCAGUGGUGAUGCCCAGACGCUGUGCCUGACAGAUGACGACAUGGUGUGGUCGUGGGGGGACGGUGACUAUGGCAAACUGGGCCGUGGAGGCAGCGAUGGUUGUAAGGUGCCCAUGAAGAUCGAUUCUCUCACGGGCCUGGGUGUGGUCAAGGUGGAGUGCGGUUCCCAGUUCUCUGUGGCUCUGACGAAAUCUGGCUCUGUCUACACCUGGGGGAAAGGAGACUACCACCGACUGGGCCACGGCUCUGACGACCAUGUACGCCGGCCGCGACAGGUGCAGGGCUUGCAGGGCAAGAAGGUGACUGCCAUUGCCACAGGGUCCCUGCACUGUGUCUGCUGCACUGAGGACGGGGAGGUCUACACCUGGGGAGACAACGAUGAAGGCCAGCUGGGGGACGGCACCACCAAUGCCAUCCAGAGGCCACGGCUGGUGGCGGCUCUACAAGGGAAGAAGAUCAACAGGGUUGCCUGUGGCUCCGCUCAUACUCUUGCUUGGUCUACCAGCAAGCCUGCCAAUGCGGGAAAGCUGCCUGCUCAGGUUCCAAUGGAGUACAACCACCUGCAGGAGAUCCCCAUCAUCGCCCUGCGCAAUCGGCUCCUCCUGUUGCACCAUAUCUCGGAGCUUUUCUGCCCCUGCAUGCCUAUGUUCGACCUGGAGGGUCGGCUGGGCCAGACAGGCCAGGGCCCCUCGGUCGGAUUUGAUACACUUAGAGGCAUCCUCAUUUCACAGGGCAAGGAAGCAGCAUUUCGCAAGGUUGUCCAGGCCACCAUGGUUCGAGACAGACAACAUGGACCUGUGGUGGAGCUGAACAGGAUCCAGGUGAAGCGUUCAAGGAGCAAGGGUGGCUUGGCAGGGCCUGAUGGCACCAAGUCUGUUUUCGGCCAGAUGUGUGCCAAGAUGAGCUCCUUCAGCCUUGACAGUUUGCUGUUGCCGCACCGCGUCUGGAAGGUCAAGUUUGUUGGAGAAUCUGUUGACGACUGUGGUGGUGGCUAUAGCGAGUCCAUCGCUGAGAUGUGCGAGGAGCUGCAGAAUGGCCUCACGCCGUUGCUCAUCGUGACGCCCAACGGCCGCGACGAAUCAGGCGCCAACCGUGACUGCUUUCUGCUCAACCCUGCUGCUAAAUCACCCUUGCACAUCAACAUGUUUCGUUUCCUAGGUGUCCUCCUGGGCAUUGCCAUUCGUAGUGGCAGCCCGCUGAGCCUGAACCUUGCUGAACCUGUUUGGAAGCAGCUGGCGGGCAUGAACCUGACCAUUGCUGACCUCAGUGAGGUUGAUAAGGACUUCAUCCCAGGCCUGAUGUAUAUCCGGGACAAUGAAGCCACCUCCGAGGAGUUCGAGGCCAUGACGCUGCCCUUCACUGUCCCCAGUGCUAGUGGCCAGGACAUCCAGCUCAGCUCUAAGUACUCCCACAUAACCCUGGAGAACCGCACCGAAUAUGUGAGGCUGGCAAUAAACUACAGGCUCCACGAGUUUGAUGAGCAGGUAUCUGCCGUGCGGGAGGGAAUGGCCCGGGUGGUUCCAGUGCCCCUCCUGUCCCUCUUCACGGGCUAUGAGCUUGAGACCAUGGUAUGCGGGAGCCCGGAUAUUCCCCUGCACCUCUUGAAAUCAGUGGCUACCUACAAGGGCGUGGAGCCAACGGUGCCCCUCAUCCAGUGGUUCUGGGAGGUUAUGGAGUCCUUCUCCAACACGGAGCGCUCUCUGUUCCUGCGCUUUGUUUGGGGACGCACCAGGCUGCCCAGGACUAUUGCUGACUUCAGGGGGCGGGAUUUUGUCAUACAGGUGCUGGACAAGUACAACCCUCCUGACCACUUUCUCCCAGAAUCAUACACCUGCUUCUUUCUGCUCAAGCUGCCCAGGUAUUCAUGCAAACAGGUGCUGGAGGAGAAGCUCAAGUACGCCAUCCAUUUCUGCAAGUCCAUUGAUACGGACGACUAUGCACGCAUUGCACUGACUGGCGAGCCGGCCGCCGACGACAGCAGCGAGGACUCGGACAACGAGGAUGCAGAUUCCUUUGCCUCCGAUUCUACACAGGACUACUUGACCGGACACUGAAAGACUUUUACCCGCCACCCUCCAUGACAGUUGACCUUUUUCAUGUCGCUGAGGCCUAGUGGCCGCUGGGGAAGGAGCUGUUACACCGAGCUGAAUAAUAUGUUUUGAUUCGUUGUUACUACUUCAGAUGUUUAAAAAGAAACUAGCUGUACAAGUUCUGUAAAUGAUAAUGUGCAAUUAGCAUUGAAGGCUCUCUAACCUGAAGAAAAGUAGGUCCUUUUUCUUUUCUCUUUAAGAAAUGUGGGGCGUUAGAGAUUGCACAGAUUAAUGUUGUUCACUAAUGCUAUGUUUAAAAGAGAGAACAGUGAGAAAUCCAAAACAGGGCAUUUAGCCUAGCACUGUGGUAGA